This is a messenger RNA of Punctularia strigosozonata HHB-11173 SS5, 2160 nucleotides long. RefSeq lists its product as uncharacterized. NCBI's taxonomy places the organism in Eukaryota, Fungi, Basidiomycota, Agaricomycetes, Corticiales, Punctulariaceae. The record is from RefSeq and is a predicted model, not a curated record. The coding region runs from base 1 to 2160 and encodes 719 amino acids. The transcript is spliced from 3 exons.
AUGUCACCCAAACUCCCAACCCUGGCACUCCAGCAAGCACUCGCAAUCCUUCGCGAUAUGGGCACAUCGCCUCUCGCUUUCGUGCUUGAUCUUCUAGCCGACUCAGCACUUCGUAUGCACAGCUCGGUCCGGGAGAUCUGCGAGCGUAGCAAUGAGCUACUGGAUGCACUGCAAGGGCACAUCGACAUAAAAGAGAAAAUGGAAGAUUGGGCUCACCGGGUUUCAAAGCGGCACUACACACUGGAAAUACUUGAAUUAGUCAAAAAAGAGAAUGGCUGGCACUUCGAUGCACUAAAGUCGAACCUCAAGAACCUGGAAGAGUUCGACGUUAGUAUAAUGGCUACAAAAUUUCGAGAAACGGCCCCGCAUCUGUGGGAUUUGACCGGGCAGCUCUUGAUUGCGGAUCCGGUGCGAGCCGCACGACGGCAACAAAGGGAACAGCAUCGUAAACGGCCGGAAUCACACCAGCAUAGACUAGACGACCCAUCGCAUGAAGAAGAGAGCGACGACGAGUAUGACGGUGUCUUCAGCGACGACCUCUUCAUUCCGGAGGAUCCCGAUGACCCAGAAAACAGCGAGCACGAUAUCGAUCAGGCUCAAAGCAGGAAAGACGCACUACUGGCCAUGAAACAAGUCGUCUGUAUUAGCGUGUUCAUGCGGUCGACGAAUCAAAAAUGUAACGCGCUCCAGAGCGCCGUCUCCAUAUUUCUACACUCUUGCAACACACCCGACACCGUAAUCCAGCUCCUAUCACGAUUUGGCAUCAGUACGGCACAAAAUGCUAUCAACACUGCCAUAACAAGCCUAUCAAACGAAAUCUCCACCACCAUUCAGAAGAUCGGGCGCGGAUUGAACAUGUCACUCGCCUAUGACAACAUCGACAUUGAAAUCAAGCAUGCCGUGCCGCAGGCAGAGAAACCUGCUGACAAUCUUGUACACCUAACCUCCGGAACAUUCAUUCCACUAUCUUAUGGAGUCAACGUGGAGGACCUACGUUGUUCCGAAGAUGUCUGGCGGAAGUCCCGGUACAAUCGAAGAGCCAUCGAGGCCAAAACGGCAGCUACGGCAGUCGACGUCUUCCAGCUUGCAGACCUACAUCCAGAUAGGGAAGACCAUCCAUCGGGUUUGUCACGGCGUUCUCGAUUCAACGCGUGGAAGUUUUUGUCCGACUUGGUGAAUUUCGGACCAGAAUAUUUUCGGCAGUUUGCUAGUCAGCUCGGUGAGCCGGAGGUAAUCAAGAAGAUCUGCGAGGAUGAUCAGAUCCAGCGGACGAAGCAAAUACCGCUCACCGCGACGAAGUUCCACCAAGGGCGAACGGAGGAGAACAUUGGUGCCGUCCAUAGUUUCAUGAAUCAAGGCGGCGUUGGUGAUGUGGCGAACCACUCCGGCCUACGAGAAAUCAGAGAAGAGUGCAUCAUUGGGCACGGCGAUUUGCUUACAGUAAGCCGGGUUCAAAGCAUCCAACUGUCUCGGUCACUCGAAGAUACGACACCGUGGCUUCGUCUUCAGUUCCUUGUCAUGGUGCCCGGCCUGUUCCAUUUGAAGAUGGCCUGUUGCGAUGCGAUAUGGCGCAUCUUCAUAUCUCCUACAAAAGGACAGCAAGAUGCGAACUCAUUAAUGAGUCACAUUGGUGUAAUUCGGCCAAAACAGACCGGAACGUUCGCAAGCAAGACUGGACCUGGAUUUCGGCGUAUGCAUGAGGUCGUGCAACAUGUCGGGACCGUAUUGAGGCUUGAUUGCUGGCGGUUGAAGGUCGCAGCCUCGUCGAACGGCACAUUGGCCACGCUGGAUGCAUACGCCGAGUCGAAGCCGCUGUGGGGUCGGAUUGUGUCCCUUGCGAUGCAGUUAGCUCGUGAGCAUGUCGCAAACGAGACAUUUGUUUACCUGCGGUCUCAAACAUCCGAACGACGUGACAAGGAGCUAGAGAACACGCUUCUGCGUCAGAAAUAUUUCUUGCUAUACGAGGAAAUGUCAUACGCCAUGAAUGCCGGGGAUAUAGGCCGCGUUGAGGACCUGUUCUUGCCAUGGGCCUACAUAUUCAAGGGUUGCGGAGGCACGGCCGAUGUUGAAACAGUAGUGACCGAGGGAUCCGACCCGUGGGUCGACGGAGAGCCUGACGGCGAAGUUCAGUUCCGCGAAGAAGACGUGAUGUUCGAGUAG